This is a messenger RNA of Fusarium keratoplasticum, 1275 nucleotides long. RefSeq lists its product as uncharacterized. Lineage: Eukaryota; Fungi; Ascomycota; Sordariomycetes; Hypocreales; Nectriaceae. The record is from RefSeq and is a predicted model, not a curated record. The coding region runs from base 91 to 1275 and encodes 394 amino acids. Gene Ontology annotation, molecular function: methyltransferase activity. The transcript has 2 exons.
GGGACAUCCGGAGCUUGGGUGGUCGACAAGAUUUCUGGGGCGUUAUGCGGGUCGAUUAUCGCGGUAUUUGACGGGGAGCCAUGUGCUCUCAUGCUCACUGCCCAGACUCUUUUCUCUGAUAUCAGCAAAUACACAAGCUUGGCUGCCGAGCAGAUGACUCUCCCGGUCGUCGCCCCGCCGUUGGAGCAGAGCGUUCAAGCAACAACAGCUAGCGAAGCGCCAGAAACCCAUACCACCAGCCCGCGGGGAAAAGCCUCUCAGCCGCAUUGGGAGGAUUCCGUCACGAGUGACGACGACGACGACGAACAGAUCUAUUCGACCGACCCUGGGUCCUCCAUAUCCGAGGAUGCCGCGAGCCCCACCACCUCCAUCUCCUCCAGCAUCUUCGAUUAUCAAGUCAUCAACGGCCGUACAUACCAGGACGCAUAUGGCAAGUACUGGGCACCAAAUGAUGAGAGAGCCUGUGAAGCGCUCGAUCUGCUGCACCAUCUCUGUCUGGUUAUUCUUGAUGGCAAACUCCACCUAGCACCUUUGGAAAAGAAAAAGAUCCGCAAUGUCAUUGAUAUCGGAACAGGAACGGGUUUAUGGGCCAUAGAUUUCGCCGAUGAAUUCCCUGAGGCGGAAGUAAUCGGUAUUGAUAUCUCGCCGAUACAGCCAAGCUUGGUUCCACCAAACCUUUGGUUCGAGAUUGAUGAUUUUACACUGCCCUGGACCUUUCCCGAGGGCUCUGCUGAUUAUAUCCAUAUGCGGUUCUUGCGUGGAAGUGUGUCUGACUGGCACGCUCUCUAUGAGAAUGCCUUCAGGGCGACUAAACCUGGCGGUUGGAUUGAGACACACGAGGACGACCCUGCGCUCUAUACCCAGGAAGGACCGUUGGAGGGGGACGGCGCUCUAGCAGGGUGGGGGAAGAUAUUCCAGAACGGAAGCCAGAAACUUGGCCGGCGUUUUACGCCGAUUCCUUAUGAUCUGCAGGAAAAGGGUCUUCGGGCGGCUGGUUUCGUUGACAUUCAUUGUCACGUAAUUCAGGUACCCAUUUGGGAUUGGCCAAAGAAUAAAAAGCUCAAGAAAAUCGGCCUGGUGGCGAAGGCUAGCAUGUUAGUUGAUGUGGAGGGCCAGAUCAGCAUCAUGGCCGAUCUGUGUGGGUGGACGAGCGAGGAUAUUACUGCCUACUGUAAGAGGUUUCGUGUUGAGCUUGAGUCUAAGACGGCGCAUGCUUUUUACUACCAACGGGUUGUAUGGGGUCGGAAGCCUGAGGAAGGUGAAGCUUCUUUCUGA